AUGUUCCCUUUCUCAAUCCAUUCCUCUAAAUCAGAUUCUUAUGACUUACCCUUGGUAUAUAACCUUGUUGUGGUGUUGACAUCGGACCUUGAUCUAGGAUUUGAUUUUCUCGUCCUUGGCGAGAAUCUGGGGAUGAUCAUUGAGAUCCACCAAGGAUCCCUGAAUUCAAGCCAUAGGAAUUCAAGGUCCCCUUCCCCAUGGAGGGCUCAGUCAAGGUCCAGGUCAAGGUCUAGGUCUAGGCCUAGGUCUAGGUCCCGGUCAAGAUCAUUUGAAAAACAAAGGCCAAGAUCCCGCUCAAGAAGUCGAGGAAGAUCAAGGUCGAGAAGUAAUGAAAGGUCUGAGUCUAGAAAUUCAGGGAAUACACUUUAUGUCACUGGCCUUUCUUCGAGGGUCACUGAGAGAGACCUAGAGGAGCAUUUCUCUAAAGAGGGGAAGGUUGCAUCAUGUUUUCUUGUGGUGGAGCCUCGCACUCGCAUUUCGCGUGGUUUUGCUUUUAUCACAAUGGAUAAUGUUGAAGAUGCUAACCGCUGUAUCAAAUAUCUCAAUCAAUCAGUUUUAGAGGGUCGCUAUAUCACUGUUGAGCGGUCACGAAGAAAACGUGCAAGAACUCCUACACCUGGGCACUAUCUUGGUCUGAAAAGUACUAGAGAUUAUGCUGAUUGUCUCAAGGAUAUCGCGGUGACCGAGGAAGGUAUCGGGGAGGGGGAGGUGGGGGAGGUGGGGGAUCUGGUCGUGAAGAUUAUGCAUAUCGUGGUGAGCGUGGAAGGUCUCCAAGGCGCUCGCCAUAUCGAGGUGGUAGAGACUAUUCGCCAAGGCAUUCACCGCCACCUUAUGCUGGAAGAUCUAGGAGGGAUAGGUCCAGGUCACUUCCAUAUUCUCCAUAUGGUAGCCCAGACAGGAGGUAUGCCCGUGGAUCUAGGUGAUCUCUUUUGCAGCUUGUUCCACCUUUAA
Messenger RNA from Sphenostylis stenocarpa, 951 nucleotides. Lineage: Eukaryota; Viridiplantae; Streptophyta; Magnoliopsida; Fabales; Fabaceae. The record is from the annotation of a GenBank genome assembly.